ACCACUGCAGAUAUGCCCAGCUGGGAGAACGGGAAUGCAGUCUAGACGGAGCCAAGCAGGAAGCUGACCUAUUCAAAACAGCAGCAGUUCAAUGGACCGAGUAAAUUCCAUGUUCUCUUCUACAAGGCAAGGGUUGGUUGGUGAUGAUAUCAUCAUUUGUGUAACUCGAGAGCUACACCUUUUCUUUAUGGAGAAACAUAAGAUUCAUAACCAAAUUCUGCAGUCAUCUCUUCUUAGUCUUAUUCUUUUCAUCUUCAGCUCAGUGGCUCCUCUGUCUGGAAUUUCCAUACCCGGUGAAGCUCAUCAGAACAACGACGUAAAUGGGACUUCCUGGUUCGAAGAAGUUAGAGUCGGGUUGGUGUUGGACAUGGAUUCCGUGGAGGGAAAGAUUGUCAGAAGCUCCAUUGAAAUGGCGCUCUCAGAUUUCUACAAAGUUAACAUAGGAUACAAAACAAGAGCCUCUGUGUUGGUCAGAAACUCCCAUGGGGAGCCUCUCCUAGCUCUUGCUGCUGCUGUAGAUCUCCUGCAAAAUGAACAAGUGGACGCAAUCAUUGGUGGGCAAUCGUUGCUCGAAGCAAAGCUUUUGGGAGAGCUUGGUGAGAAAGCUAAAGUUCCUGUGGUUUCUGUUCAUGUUCCGAGCUCGUUAUCCUUGAAGAAGUAUAGUCACUUUGUUCAAGCCUCGCAUGAUCCCAUAUCUGAGGCCAAAGGCAUUUCCGCUUUCAUCCGUCGUCUUGACUGGACAAGUGUUGUCCUUGUCUAUGAGGAGGACGACGAUGACUGGAGAGAGAGCAUGCAACUGUUGGUGGAACAUUUCCAAGAGAAUGACAUCCGCAUUGUGCAUAAGAGUGCUAUCUCUGUCUCCUCUGGAGAAGACAAUAUCAUGGAACAACUCCAGAAGUUAAAGGCCGCAGGAAUGAAAAUUUUUGUCACGCACAUGUCUCAGCAUCUUUCGUCUCAGCUCUUCCCAUGUGCAGGAAACUUAGGCAUGAUGGGAGAAGGGUAUGCCUGGAUCCUCACCGCAAGAACCAUGAAUCAUUUGCAUUAUACCGACCAUUUUGUAAAGGAAACCAUGGAAGGGGUGGUUGGUUUCAGGUCUUAUAUUCCAAUGUCGAAAGAGCUUUACAAUUUUACUUUGAGAUGGAGAAGAUCAUUGCCCAUGGAGGAAGUUGGACCAGAAAUAAAUGGUUUGAGCAUCUCUGGUAUAUGGGGGCACGAUGUUGCUUGUAAUCUAGCACGAGCAGCGGAGAUUUCAAGGCUGCCAGGUUCAAAUGUAUCGGCUCUUCUUGGGGCAAUUACACAGAGUAAGUUUAAAGGCUUGAGUGGUGAUGUCCAGUUCGUCAAUAAAAAGCUUUCCUCAGAAAAGUACGAAAUCGUAAAUAUCAUAGGAACGGGUGAGAGAAGGCUCGGAUUCUGGACUUCUCAUGGUUUCAGCAAUAGAAGACAUUUGUCUUCUACCAAUGAGCUUGAGACCAUCAUCUGGCCCGGAGGAACUUCUAUAACCCCGAAAGGUCGUGGUCUGGGGGAUAGACGGAGAAAAAAGCUUAGGGUUCUUGUUACAUCGAGCAACAGGUUCCCAAGAUUGAUGGAGGUGAAUACUGAUCCGUUAACUGGGGUCACGUCUGCAAAGGGGUUCUGUAUAGAAGUUUUUGAAACUGCCAUCAGCCCUUUCAACUAUGAACUGGAGUACAUACCUUGGCGUAAUGGCAGUAAUUACAACAAUCUUGCGUUUGCCAUCUAUACUCAGAAAGACAGAUAUGAUGCGGCGGUCGGGGAUAUCACAAUCACUGCCAACCGAUCUUUUUAUGUUGAUUUCACUAUGCCAUUCACUGACUUUGGUCUUGGAAUUGUGGCGCCAAAGGACAGAAGCAUGUGGGUUUUCUUUAAGCCUCUUACCCCAGGCCUUUGGCUAACAAGUGCAGCUUUCUUCGUCUUGACGGGUAUUAUAGUUUGGUUGAUAGAACGGCCCGUCAAUACCGACUUCCAAGGCUCAUUAUCUCAACAGACUGGAAUGAUGCUCUGGUUCGGGUUUUCUACCCUCGUUUUCGCUCACAGGGAGAGCCUGAAGCAUAAUUUGUCGAGAUUCGUCGUUAUAAUUUGGGUGUUUGCGGUGCUGAUACUGACGUCAAGUUACACUGCAACUCUGACAUCGAUGAUGACAAUCCAACAAAUACGAUUCAAGACUAAUCAAAACUAUGUAGGCCACCUUUAUGGCUCGCUCAUCGCUAAGUUGGUUCUUGACAGUUCUACCUUCCGAGCUUCAAGGUACAAGGGUCUUAAUACAUCCGAUGAUUAUGCUCGGGCUUUGUCGAACAGAAGCGUCUCGUAUGUCGUCGAUGAGAUGCCAUACCUAAAAGUCCUCCUCGGUGAAAACCCUACAGAGUUCCUCAUGGUUAAAACUCAAACCACCACCAAUGGCUUCGGCUUUAUGUUUCAGAAAGGUUCUGAGUUGGUUCAUAACGUGUCACGGGAAAUCGCAAACCUUAGGGCGAGCGAAAGGAUGAACGACAUCGAGAAAAGAUGGUUCAGGACAGAACUACCCUACACAACCGAGGAUGACGCAUCCAAUCCUCUGACCCUUUACAGAUUCCGAGGUCUGUUUAUGAUAACCGGAGUCUCUUUCUCUCUGGCUCUCGCCAUUCUUCUCAUUCUCUGGCUUCAAGAGAAUUUGCAGUUUCUCCUGAACCAAUGGUUACGACCAGUUCUCGUGUUCUUGGGAACAAUCCUCGGUAGAAAAGCAGAGAAUGCAGUUCAGAUGGCUCGACAAUAGAUUCACAUUUAGAUGUUUCACCUGACAAACCUCACACAGAAAGCUGCAGCAGACAGUAGGAAUCAAAUCUUAGAGAAAGAUGCUUGACGUUUUUUUGGCCAUUCACCACCAAAAUUUUGGUAUAUAUUUUUUUUUGUAUUGUAUCUUUUGGUUUUAGCCAUUGUUAUUGUUGUACAGAGAACGACAAUGAUGUUUUAUUACUGCAGUUAACUUCAACUGUCCCAAA
Tarenaya hassleriana is the source of this 2993-nucleotide messenger RNA. RefSeq names its product glutamate receptor 1.2-like. Bases 92 to 2767 code for a protein of 891 amino acids. The record is from RefSeq and is a predicted model, not a curated record. NCBI's taxonomy places the organism in Eukaryota, Viridiplantae, Streptophyta, Magnoliopsida, Brassicales, Cleomaceae. Gene Ontology annotation, molecular function: glutamate-gated receptor activity. The transcript has 7 exons. Gene Ontology annotation, cellular component: plasma membrane.